Messenger RNA from Hevea brasiliensis (rubber tree), 459 nucleotides. Its product is annotated as acyl carrier protein 1, chloroplastic-like. Gene Ontology annotation, molecular function: phosphopantetheine binding; acyl carrier activity. The coding region runs from base 1 to 459 and encodes 152 amino acids. The record is from RefSeq and is a predicted model, not a curated record. The transcript has 4 exons. Gene Ontology annotation, biological process: fatty acid biosynthetic process. NCBI's taxonomy places the organism in Eukaryota, Viridiplantae, Streptophyta, Magnoliopsida, Malpighiales, Euphorbiaceae.
AUGGCUAGCUUCCUUGCAGCACCAAGACGUCCCAUAGCCACCCUCCCUUCCAACGCUGGGCUCAGUGUCGCUGCUGGCCAGCACAGGAGUUUCUCCAACAAUGGUGGUCCUUUGUUUUUUGGGCUAAAACACAUUGCAAAAAUCCAAUUCUCAAAGGCAGCUAACAUUUCUUCCACCAGAUCUAGAUGUUUCAGGACUACCAUUUCAUUCUCUGCCCAACCUGAGACCCAGAAAAUCGUUCAGAGCACCAUUUCUAAGCAAUUGUCUAUUGAGACAAGCACAGUGACUCGUGAAACCAAGUUUGCUGACUUGGGUGCCGACUCCCUUGACACGGUGGAGAUAAUGAUGGCUUUGGAAGAACAAUUUGGGGUGUCAAUUGGAGAAGGGGGAGCUGAGGACAUUGCCACUGUUCAAGAUGCUGCAGAUCUCAUUGAGAAACUGCUGGCAUCAUCUGCUUAG